GUGGGGCCUCACCCCCCAACGCCCCUGGUGGUAGAGCGGGCGCGUGCUGGGGGGAAGGGGGAUCCCAGGCGAGCGGACCCCGCCCACGCCGGAAGAAUAUCGGCAGCAGCAGCAGUUUCUAAAUGGCCACUGCGCAUGCGCAGGCUCAGCUACAGCAACAAAACGCAUGCGCUGAACAGCAGCUAGCUACUGUAGGGUGGGGGUAGCGUAGCGCUCUCCCUCUAAAACUGCCACCUACCCCUCCCUACCCGACGGCGCCCCGGGUGCCAUCAUUGGCAGGAAGAGCACAAUGGAGGUUCUGCGUCCAACACUUAUAAGGAUUGGAGGGCGCAUUUAUAGGAAAAAUAAUAUUCGACAGCAGACCUAUCCAAAUGAAGAAGAGGAUGAUUUCUAUGCAGGCCUUGGGGAUCCUACAGAUGAGCCUUGUGAUGCCUUCAUGGUGGAAGAGACUGAGAGAGGUUUCCAGUGUGCAGUGGAGGUUCCCAGCCCACUAUACAAGUAUAUCAUUGGAAAAAAAGGAGAAACCAGGAAGAGACUGGAAACAGAGACUCGAACUUCUAUCAGCAUUCCCAAGCCUGGAAUGGAAGGACAAAUUGUGAUUACUGGACAACAGCGUAGUGGUGUCAUUUCAGCCCGAACACGGAUCGAUGUUCUUGCUGAGAGUUUCCGCAAGAAGCAGCCAUUCACACACUUCCUGUCCUUUGCUCUCAACCAGCCUGCGAUUCAGGAAAAAUUUCUACAGUUUAAGGAGGAAGUAUUGGAGAAAUGCUCCAAGGAUCAUGGAGUCAAUAGCAGUCUGUUCCAGAACCCAGCAAAGCUCCAUCUUACUAUUGGGACGCUAGUGCUCCUGAAUGAGCAGGAGAUCCAGAAGGCAUGUGAACUCCUGCAGAGAAGUAAAGAGGACUUUAUUGAGAGACUUUCCAAUGGAGAGAAUGGAGCUUACCAACAGAGAAAUCAUACUCCACCUCUCCCACCACUUCUCUGCAAAACUGUUGGAGGCAAAUCCCUGACUCUGGAGGUGGCAGGGAUAGAAUACAUGAAUGAUGACCCUGCCAUGAUCGAUGUUCUUUAUGCGAAAGUUCACAUGAAGGAUGGAUCAAACAAAUUACAGCUAAUAGCUGAUAGACUCAUGGAGCAGUUUGUGACCUCUGGGCUGAUGAUGAAGGAGUGGGAUAGGGUGAAACUCCAUGCUACCAUCAUGAACACUCUCUUCAGGAAAGACACAAAUGUUGAAGAGCAAAAUAAUGCAACUACAGGCAAAUCAUCUUUCAAGGAACGGGAGACAUUUGAUGGCCGAAAUAUACUGAAGAUCUUUGAGAACUACUACUUUGGAGAACUGCAGCUGAAUUCAGUCCAUCUUUCUCAGAGAUUCUCCACAGACAGCUCUGGUUACUACACUACAUCUGGGCAGCUCACUUUCUCCUGAAAUAACAACUCAGGUGCUCCAACAGAUCUGCUGUGUAAAGGGGUUACAUUAACUUUGGAGCCUCAAACAUGAAGAGUGAUCUCUUCUACAGAUUCUACAAAGACUGUGAUGCCAUGUUAUUUCUUCAAAGAACCAUGCACAAUCUGCGACGUUGCACUUUCUUGGUGGAACUCUCCUGCAGUCUUUCCUACAAAUAUCUCAUCUCCCUAUCUUUUCAAAAAGCUCUGGUCUCCUCCUACCUCCACCUCACACUGCUUUUUCAUUUCCCUUAACACUUCUAGUUUACAGGUUUCUUCCACUAGGAAGCUAGCUGGCAUCUUUAGAAUAAAGGGUCAUCGUCAGCUAACCUUUUAUAUGCAGUUUUUUUCGUUUUUAUCAGACUUUUGAUGCCAUCUUACAAGUUUACAAAAAUAACAUUUAUUUCUCUACAGUUUCUUUCCCUCUGGCAAAUAUUUGUCUCUCCCAGCCUCCCUCCUCAGCCUUCUUUGUAAUGGAGCAGAAGACAUGUCUUCAUUUUGUUUACUUCGCGAUUUCAAAGCCCAAUGAAGUCAGUGGAGAGACUCCCAUUGAAAUCAGUGGACUUUGGAUCAGGCCUUAUAUGAACAGGAAUGUUGCAUGUGCCUGUUUACAUUUGUCACUAAACUGCUUGUUGUAGAUAGCAGAGUGUGCACACCCAGCUUUCUGUGUGUGGCACCAGAUCUUGAGAAUUUUGUUUUUAAAUGAGCAACUGUAACUCUCAAAAUAAAUGUUUAAAAUCCAGAAGAGCUGCCCAGACUGUAAUAUAACAAUGUUAAGGCAAGUCAUUACGUGGGGCCCAAACAGUUUGACAAUGUUUCUGUAACAUUAAUUUAUUUGGUUAUUUUAACAUCACUAAUUCCUUUCCAAAAAAAAGUGUUUAACUCCUGUUGCAUUAAUAAAGCUAUCAAAUUAUUUUUGUAAACUUUUUGCACUUGUAUUAAUAAACCAUUUGCAAUAAGUGCA
This is a messenger RNA of Mauremys reevesii (Reeves's turtle), 2407 nucleotides long. It is a transcript of the gene ASCC1, whose product is annotated as activating signal cointegrator 1 complex subunit 1. Lineage: Eukaryota; Metazoa; Chordata; Testudines; Geoemydidae. Gene Ontology annotation, biological process: regulation of DNA-templated transcription; DNA alkylation repair. Gene Ontology annotation, molecular function: RNA binding. Gene Ontology annotation, cellular component: nucleus. The record is from RefSeq and is a predicted model, not a curated record. The transcript has 11 exons. The coding region runs from base 290 to 1426 and encodes 378 amino acids.